Molecule: messenger RNA, 1011 nt
Organism: Equus quagga
Lineage: Eukaryota; Metazoa; Chordata; Mammalia; Perissodactyla; Equidae
Gene: IAH1
Product: isoamyl acetate hydrolyzing esterase 1 (putative)
Exons: 6
Coding region: 17-769 (250 amino acids)
Molecular function (GO): hydrolase activity, acting on ester bonds
Source: RefSeq, a predicted model, not a curated record
CCCCCAGCCAAGGGGUAUGAUGGCGCUGAGCGAGGCGGUGGCGUGCGGGAGCUAUCUGCUCUGGCCGCGGGUGUUGCUCUUCGGAGACUCUAUCACCCAGUUUUCUUUCCAGCAGGGUGGAUGGGGAGCAUCACUGGCCGACAAGCUGGUCAGAAAAUGUGAUGUUCUAAAUCGUGGAUUUUCAGGUUACAAUACCAGAUGGGCCAAAAUUAUCCUUCCAAGAUUAAUCCAGAAAGGGAACAGUUUGGACAACCCAGUAGCAGUUACAAUUUUCUUUGGUGCCAAUGACAGUGCACUAAAAGAUGAGAAUCCCAAGCAGCACAUCCCCCUGGAGGAGUACACCGCGAAUUUAAAGAGCAUGGUGCAGUACCUGAAGUCUGUGGACAUCCCUGAGGACAGGGUCAUUCUCAUCACCCCACCCCCUCUCUGUGAGGCGGCGUGGGAGAAGGAGUGCCUCGUGCAAGGUUGCAAAUUAAAUCGCCUGAACUUGGUUGUUGGCGAAUAUGCCAGUGCCUGUUUACGAGUAGCCCAAGACUGUGGGACUGAUGUGCUUGACCUGUGGAGCCUGAUGCAGAAGGACAGUCAGGACUUUCCAUCCUAUUUGUCAGAUGGACUCCAUUUAUCACCAAAGGGAAAUGAGUUUGUGUUUUCCCAUCUUUGGCCUUUGAUUGAGAAGAAAGUCUCUUCCCUGCCUUUGCUGCUCCCUUACUGGCGAGAUGUGGCAGAAGCAAAGCCAGAACUAAGUCUUCUGGGAGACGGGGAUCACUAGUCAGUCACUGAAAACCAAGUCUGGCUGUUAACUUACAGAACAAGAAGUCGCCGGUGCACAAAGAGCCCAAGAUAAGCCAUCAAUCAAAGAAUAUUUUUUGUCUCAAGCAUAAACCUUGCCUCAUGACCCUGGAAUAAGAAAUUGCUAACACUUGCCACCGAGGUUAAUAAAGCAUUAGAAUUCUUCAGGGAAGCUUUGUACCUGGGUGCACUGUACUUUGAUAAUAAAGAUUGAUUGAUUGA